This is a messenger RNA of Aureobasidium subglaciale EXF-2481, 2244 nucleotides long. RefSeq lists its product as uncharacterized. Bases 346 to 2034 code for a protein of 562 amino acids. Lineage: Eukaryota; Fungi; Ascomycota; Dothideomycetes; Dothideales; Saccotheciaceae. The transcript is spliced from 7 exons. The record is from RefSeq and is a predicted model, not a curated record.
CUUCUCCGCGUGCUUCACGAACUUUUCAUCUCCCCGCGCUGCGCGCUUGAUGCCCGACAAGGACCAUCUCUGCCUGUCCGAAUUUCAUACGUCAGAAUCAAUUAAACGCGACGCAUCCGCCAGACGCGUCUCACCCAACCAGAUCAGUCACCGGAUACUCGAACCUGCUCAGACUGAAGCAGAGAGAGUGGUUAUUCGCUCCUUCCCGCACUUUUCGUCACAGCAUUAUUCAACCGGGUGCUCCCGACUCUUCUCAUCAGUCCAGGCCAGGUCUCACAAGGACAAUCUGCUAGGUCGUCUUGAGAGCGCGGUUUUGUCGGAGAGCAUCUCACAUGCUGCUUUCUGAUGAACUACUCAUAUCAAUAUCCUCCAGAGCAACCACCCUCCAGCAAUCGAGCGCUGGAUAGCGGCGAUUAUGAACUGGUGGUUCGCCAACAACCAAAGGAAGCCCUCGUUACCCAACCGGGCAAAGAGAAAAACAGAAAACCAGUCGAUCCUCCACCGAUUAUCGAGCUGAGAGUGACGUCCAAUGCGGAUCCCGGAAAACAAUUCUUACAAAGUCCAUAUCUAUUCAUGCAAUGUACUCUCCAGGUGGAUCAGCAGUCCAGCUCGAGUGAGCACUCCCCAUCCCAAGUCGUCCCUGGUCAAGAGAUUACCGGCCAGAGCGUCUCAUCACUACACAGACUCAAGGACAUCAACAACGAAGGUAGGCAUGGCGGCUUCUUCGUGUUUGGAGACAUCUCGAUCAAGUUAUUGGGGAAGCAUAGGCUCAACUUCAGCCUUUUCGAGCUGCGAAAGGAUACUGGCGAGGUAGUCUUUCUUCGAUCCAUCACGUCGGAGCCCUUCGAUGUCGUGCAGCAAAAGCAAUGGCGCGGGCUCGUGGAGUCCACGCAUCUGUCUAGGACCUUCUCAGACCAGGGUGUACGACUACGACUGCGCAAAGAGAACCGCAGCAUAGCUGGUUCCAAGCGCACCUUCCCCUACUCUCCUCGCAGCAGCACACAGGCGGGACCCUCUUCAACUUUUGGCUACGACGAUGAUCCGAACAAGAGACACCGCCCCAACGAACACGCCCAGCAACAAGCCUACUCGAUGACUGAAAGAGCCCCUCUUGCAUCCUACGAUCCUCGACCGGCCCCGCAGAACAUGGCCCCAACACCCUACAACAUGCAGCAACAAGCUCUGCUCCAGUCGCCGCAAACCUCCUACGGCUCUCGCACACCUUCUGCUCCACGUGGCUGGCCGCACUCCCAGAUCUUCAACCCUACUCACGGCUCCACAUCUGCGCCAGCAAGGUUCCCCGAAGGUGCUGUUGAAACCGCACAGGGUAUUACUCACAGCCCUGGAGCUGUAGGGUAUGCAUUGCAGCCUGCUCCGUCUAUGGGACACGACUCCGGCCCUUUCCCACGAAGGAGCACUGAUUCUUACAUGUCUGUCUCACAUCAGCAUCCGCAAACAAGCCCAACUACCCCCUUUCAAGGUCCAGGAGCUCCCAUGUUCAUUCCUACCAGCAGCAGCAUCCCAGGACAGUCGGCGUACACUAGUGAACACGACCCGGCCUCCAUGGUCAGACAGCACACUCAAGCUCAAUCUGUCGCAAGUCCUGCCUCGUCCACGAGAUCUGGUAUGAUUCAAGCAGCGCCCGCUUACUCCAUGCAACCUCAAUCGCUGCCCCACCAGACUUAUGGCGCCAUGCCGGAGAACCCAUCCUUCGAAUAUCAGUUUCGACAACCCGCCUACCCACCGCAAUCACUUUUGCAACAACCCUCAAGCAACCCAAAUCAUGAAAUUGGCCGCCAUGCACAGUCCUUAGGUACGCCCAUCGAUAUGCGGACUACACAGCUGCCCAGUCCGUACAUGCAGCAGCAGUCGCAUCAGAAUCUGGCCAUUCGCCCGCAGCACCCUGGAGAGUCGUACGGCUCGACACAUCAGCCCCAGCCGUACCCACCGGAGCUGGCAGGGCACCCGUAUCAAGCACCUGGGCAAGUACCCUAUCCUCCCAAUCAGGCACCCGACCCCUCUCGACCGUACUAGGAGACGGACAAAAUACCACGAUCAGACUUUGACGCAAGGCGAGACUCUCUACAUGAAGGCAAAACAAAACACGACUACAAGCAUCGUCCCGCGGACACGGGAUAGAGAAUAACGACCAUGCUGGACCACAUCCAAACACGUUUCAAGAUACAAUGAAUGAGCUGGACACUUGUACAGAGCUGUGAUCUUUACGAAGGCACAUACGAACAA